Messenger RNA from Nannospalax galili (Upper Galilee mountains blind mole rat), 1737 nucleotides. RefSeq names its product tripartite motif containing 63 (gene Trim63). The coding region runs from base 112 to 1173 and encodes 353 amino acids. The transcript has 9 exons. The record is from RefSeq and is a predicted model, not a curated record. Gene Ontology annotation, molecular function: zinc ion binding. Lineage: Eukaryota; Metazoa; Chordata; Mammalia; Rodentia; Spalacidae.
CAGGAGCCAGAAGAGAAGACAAAGGGGAUCCGAGUGAGCUUGGAGAGAAAGGCAAGACCUCCGGUUCCCCUUAGUGUGACUCGUGGAAGAGGCAGCCACACGCGAAGUAAUAUGGAUUACAAGUCUAGCCUGAUUCCGGAUGGAAACCCCAUGGAGAACCUGGAGAAGCAGCUGAUCUGUCCCAUCUGCCUGGAGAUGUUUACCAAGCCUGUGGUCAUCCUUCCCUGCCAGCACAACCUCUGCCGGAAGUGUGCCAACGACAUCUUUCAGGCUGCAAAUCCUUACUGGACCAAUCGCGGUGGCUCAGUGUCCAUGUCUGGAGGCCGUUUCCGCUGCCCCUCAUGCCGCCACGAGGUGAUCAUGGACCGGCACGGGGUGUACGGCCUGCAGCGGAAUCUGCUUGUGGAGAACAUCAUUGACAUUUACAAGCAGGAGUGCUCCAGUCGGCCUCUGCAGAAAGGCAGCCACCCGAUGUGCAAGGAGCACGAGGAUGAAAAAAUCAACAUCUACUGCCUCACGUGCGAGGUGCCCACCUGCUCCAUGUGCAAGGUGUUUGGGGCCCACCAAGCCUGCGAGGUGGCCCCACUACAGAGCGUCUUCCAGGGCCAGAAGACUGAACUGAGCAACUGCAUCUCUAUGCUGGUGGCAGGGAACGACCGAAUACAGACCAUCAUCACUCAACUGGAGGACUCCUGCCGAGUGACCAAGGAAAACAGCCACCAGGUGAAGGAAGAGCUGAGCCAGAAGUUUGAUGCCCUCUACGCCAUCCUGGAUGAGAAGAAGAGUGAGCUGCUACAGCGGAUCACACAGGAGCAGGAGGAGAAGCUGGGCUUCAUUGAGGCCCUGAUCCUGCAGUACCGAGAGCAGCUGGAGAAGUCCACCAAGCUCGUAGAGACAGCCAUCCAGUCCCUGGACGAGCCUGGCGGGGCCACCUUCCUCAUGAGUGCCAAGCAACUCAUCAAGAGCAUUGUGGAAGCGUCCAAAGGCUGCCAGCUGGGGAAGACAGAACAGGGCUUUGAAAACAUGGACUACUUUACUUUGGAUUUAGAGCACAUAGCAGAGGCCCUGAAGGCCAUUGACUUUGGGACAGAUGAGGAUGAGGAAGAGUUCAUUGAAGACGAAGAAGAUCAGGAAGGGGAUGUGUCCACAGAAGGGAAAGAAGGACACCAGUGAGGAAGGAGCUGGAUGCAUGAGACACCUACUGGAUGCAGAGAGUGGGGAGGGGGAGGGACAGGCCCUUCAUGGGAAGGGGUCGGGGCUCCCGGGGGCAGGGGGCAAUGGGGAAGGAUGUCUUCUCUUUGCUCAGAGGACAGGGACUAGUGUAGAAGCCCCCCUGCUGUGUCCAGCAGCCACUGAAAACCACAAUUGGAAAUGUACUCAAAACAACCACACAGGACACUUUUGUACACUGGUGCAAAAUGAAAAAUUUUGUACGUUUUUAAAAUGUGAUUUUUUUUUUGUAUAUACUUGUAUAUGUAUGCCAAUUUGGUGCUUUUUGUACAAGAAUUUUUGUAUGAUCACGCCUGGUCAUUGUGUGACUGGCGAUUGUCACAAAGGGGGAAGGAAGCCAAGCUGAUAGAGCUGCCCACUUCCUUUCCUUGGUGGGAGGGCUGGGUCUCACUCAAAGGCCUAGUAAGAGGCAAUGUACUGUAUUUCAGUCCUACCCCAAACAUGGGGGGAAGACUGAGUUCAUGUUAUUUGUUGUUUUAAUAAAUGUACAACGCUCUUUUCCUGUUA